GGGCCGUCUUGCAUUCCAGAUCUUCGGAGUCACUUUAGGGGUGCAUUCCCUCGGUUUGGGUUCCGUGGCAGCCAUUUCGAACCGCUGACAAAAACGGCUGGUCACACUUCCCAAACGAAUGGUGGUAUCACCUUUUCCUAUGAAGAAGCCUCAAGAAAUGACAACCGCACAUGCUACGUGAUUGUAUGGGCGUGACAGCGCUGUCCAAGCUCUCGAAAGCAUCAAAAACAAGAUACCCGGGCCCCCGAUGGCAGUUUCGACACCUGGAAGAGCGGCUUCAUCUAGAGUCCUUAAGUUCUGUCUUGUGUGUGCUCAAGAAUUAACAGCUGCACUUUCACUUCAACACAAUCGCAGCAAAGCAAGGAGCAGGCUUCGCUGCAGUGGCGACUCGGUUACACUGCCAACCCAAGGUCGCAGCUCUGAAGGCGACUUGUUCUUUGAAAGCUUAUUGCAAGAGAGCCCUUCGAACUCGAAUUUGUCACUGUUAGGCGCCUUCAACAUGGGAAUGCUGUGCAAGGACAAUUGCUUGCCGGGGAUCUUGACAAAAGCAACGUUCGUUGCGUCGCUUGGCGCGUCAGGAUCUUGAAAUGGGUUGAAUUCGUACACAUGCAGCUGCUGAUUGU
Tilletiaria anomala UBC 951 is the source of this 623-nucleotide messenger RNA. RefSeq lists its product as uncharacterized. The record is from RefSeq and is a predicted model, not a curated record. The transcript is spliced from 2 exons. Bases 248 to 586 code for a protein of 112 amino acids. Lineage: Eukaryota; Fungi; Basidiomycota; Exobasidiomycetes; Georgefischeriales; Tilletiariaceae.